AAAUAAGAACUGACUAUGAAUACCGGCCUAUGUCUAUGAAUUUUACCAUCGACACCGCCAUCGCUUUCGUCGGUAAUUUUACAUAACCUCUAAAAUAGAUGGCAAUACUAUACGAGACUAGAUAAGUGUCCUCCGAGAAAUAUCGAGCUUUUCUCUGGGGAGUCUAGAGUUUCAUUGUAAUUUUGGAAAAAAAAUCGCUCAAAUAAAUUAUGCGAUUUCUUCAGAAACACCUUCUUUUGCAUUAAUCACAUAUAGGUUUUAUCUGGUAGCGAAUUGACGUCGCAAUGAGUCUGAGACAAAUCUACGACAUUGUCGUUCGUCGGAACGUGCGAGUCCAAAGCGUUCUCGGGAGAUUUUUCGCCACAGAGUCGACAGAAUCUAAGAACGAGGCCGUCGACAUAACCGCUGCCGACGAGAAACCAAUAUACUCCCCAAUGGACGAUUCGCAAUUUCAAGAGGAGCUUGCCAGGAAGCGGAACAAGUCCCGACUGAGUCCGCAAGACAGGAACGUGCUUAUGGGCCUACGUCCUUAUGAUAAGCCUAUGUCAUGGCAUCACUAUAAAGUGAAAUACAAGAGAGUUAUGUUGGGUAGAUAUGGAUUGGCAGCCAAUGGCAUUCCGGCAGGAUUUGCUUGGCCCACUCGGAAAGAAAUCAGAAAUGCUGAAGAGUAUGAGAGAGUUGCUUUCCCAUUAUCUCUUCAGGAAAGAUGGAAGGAGCUGGAGGAGAGAAAGCAGAGAAAAGCUGACCAGAUUAAAGCAAGGGAAAACCAAUUACUCGAGAAAGCGAUGAAAAUGGGUGAAUGGAGAGCCCAGUUGAAUGCUAAAAUUGUUAAGAAAGAAGCCGAGUUAGAGGCUGCGAGAUUGCGCAAGGAACGUCUGGUAGAGGAAAUCAGGAGACAUUUUGGCUUCAAGAUUUCGCCUCAUGAUGAAAGAUUUAAAGAGAUGCUAGUGCAGAAAGAAAAGGAGGAGAAAAAGAAGAAGAAAGAGGCUAAAAAGCAGGCGAGACUCGAGAGGAUAACUAAUAUGAUCCAAAGAGUGAGCAAAGACGAGAGUCAAAAACAAGUAACCGAUUCAACAAAAUCUGUAGAAUAAUAAUAUUUUCAUUCAUGAGAAAUAAAAAUGUAAAAUUUUAAUUGUAGCUAAUAAAUUUAUAAUUCUUAACU
Molecule: messenger RNA, 1162 nt
Organism: Formica exsecta
Lineage: Eukaryota; Metazoa; Arthropoda; Insecta; Hymenoptera; Formicidae
Gene: CRIF
Product: growth arrest and DNA damage-inducible proteins-interacting protein 1
Exons: 3
Coding region: 285-1091 (268 amino acids)
Cellular component (GO): nucleus
Source: RefSeq, a predicted model, not a curated record